GCUUAAAGGGAGCGAGGAUGCGUGUUUCCCACACACCCACACACGCCCGCACCCCUCCCGCCCACCAGGAAACAACAUCUGUUAGGAAUGACAGCUCCUUGUUUUGAGCCCUUUGUUUGCAACUGUCUCCCGCUGCUGAAAGCUCAUCCAGCACUCGUUUUCGGAAGACCGGUCUCCCCUCUGGCCGUAUCUCCCUUUUCCAAGCUAUUUCUCCGCCCUAAACUUUGCAAACUCCGCAGCUUUACGGCAACCUUCACACACACACCCCACUUCCACCUACACAGACAACACUAGAGAGUCUACUGUGCACCCUAACCCUGGACGGGACAAGUGUGUGAAAUAAUUCCCAUCCCCAUUAAAAAGAUUUCCCGGGAAGUAGUUCUUGGAUUUCCUUGGGCAAACGCAUCAGAAGGGACUCGUCCCCCCCCCCCACACACACACUCCACCCACCCAAGGGGGACAGUUGCGGAGGCCGGCCUAUCGCCCGCCCCGGAGCCGGCAGAAGCGGCGGAUCGUCCCCUUCCACCUCUCCCUCCUCUCGCCGGUGGGUCUGGGAACUCGUUCGCAUGGCAGUCACGUCCGGCAGUGGGAGCGUCGCUGGGGCUUCAUCGAGUGAUGAGAGAACAGACGUCAAAACGGCCUUAUGAAUAUUGAUGCGGAGGCAAGGCUGCUUUCGCAAAGGAGCAGAAGGAAGCAAGAUGGCUGCCCUUUAGGAUUGGAUCGAAGGCAGACCAGAUUGCUUUGGCUGGAGUCGGCGAGGCGGAGGGACUGCCGAAGGAGAUCCAGUAAGAGGAUAACCUUGUGGAUGGCCCUUGAGUAAGCCAGAUGGAACAGGAUAGAACUAAUCAUGAUGAAGGCAAUAGUUUAAAUCCUUUUUUAAUUCCACAUCCUUCUCGUGUUUGCCAAGCAGAGCCUUUGUCAGUGAAGCUGCAUAAUGGAAACACAACAGCGGGAAAGAUCUACAAUGAACUGAAUGGUAACCCUAUGUGGCUGCAUGGGAAGGCCAGCUAUGGAAUGAAGCAUCCUGCAAAAAGGAAUGAGAGUAAUCGAAUAAGCCCUGAUCUUCUUCAGCAAAAGAAACAUUGCAGCCGGUAUUUGCCAAAUGGUGGGAUAAAACGCACUUUUAGUGAGCCUUCUUUGUACGGACUUCACCUGAACAAGAAGCUUAAACAAGAUGAAGAAGUAAAAACAGGGCAAGAUAGCUCAUUCGCUGUCAGCAACCAAGCAGGUGCUUCUAAUUUGUGCAGUGAGAAGAGUGUUGUGGGUUUUGGAACAGAACAAAGUACAGCUUCAUUUCUUAUACAGUCUUUAAGAUGCAACUCUGGUGCUUCAGAAACUCCUCCAGCUCCCCAGAUUCAGAAUGAACAAGGGGAUGAAAAUAGCAACUGCCACAACAGGGACAUUGACAUGGCAUAUAAGAACAAGGCAGCUCCAAUGCCUAACGGUGCUAUAGUUUCUGCCUCUUCCAUGGGAAACAUGCAUGGUAAAUUCCUGGAAAAAACGUCGUCUCAGUAUAAUCCAGAACAUGUUUUCAGUGGAACGCAGACAACUACGUCUUUUACAAAUGCCAUAAACACUCGGGCUAUUAAUGUGUUGACAUGUGGCACAUCACAUUUACUGCAUACCUCAGGGCAGAUAAGUUCCGCUCAAACCUCAAACUCUGAGCUGCCUCAGGUGCUAGCUUCUGUAGCUACUGAAGUCCACAGUAUAGAAAACUCCACUAAAGGAUCCAUCAUACAAGCAAGCUCCAAUUUUCAUCAUCCAGAAGUAAUGAACUCAGAGCAGCAAAAGUCAGAAAAUACCUACCAGCCACCUACAAACAGCCGUGUAGUUUCAGAAAACACAGGGCAGGUCCCCAGUCAGGAUUUCUCACUCAAUCCUUUCAACAAUCUGAAGACUCAUGAUAGUAGCUCAGAGAUUUUGUCACAACCAGGAGAAGAAACCGAUGCUUCCUUCCAACAAGAUUCCAUGUUCAGGAAUGAUUCUUUUAAUCUACCCCCUAUUGCAUCUUCUCCUGGGCAGGAAAUAAACAGUGAGGCUUCAGAAGAUCCUAGAAAUAUUUACAAUCUAAUAGAAAAAAAUAACAGAGGGCAACCACAUCAUCAGGGAGAACAUACAAAAAAAAAUUCUGGCUUUUGCCAACAAACUCCCAGUUCUCAACAGGGUCAUGAAUACAAGAUUCAGGUUUCACAAGCAACUGGGAGUGAAACAGAUGUCAAUCUCAGUACAGUGAUAUUGGGAAUAAAGCAGCAAGAUCCUAGUGAAAUUCAGUCCAAACUGGAGUCUAAAAUUCAGGAUCCACAAAGAUUAAGAACCAGUAAAGAACUGCAACAUUUUCCACAUCUUCUGAGCCAGAUUAAUCAGCAGACUACUCUUGAUAAUGACAAAGAUCUGGUGAAAAAUCACUUAGAGCAGUCACAAAUCCGCUCACAAGCUUCUUGGAUGAGAAUGAGUUCCCCUCCCUUUAACCCCAGUGAUUCUUCCCCAAAAUCAAAUGAAAAUCUUUUGAGGACCAUGCUUCAACUCCAGGCAAAUUCACCUGAGCAGACACAUCCAAAACAAUAUAUUAGAGGUUCCAAUGAAUCAAAAGGAGUCAUAGGGCAAUCUUGCUACCAGAACAUUAUACAGGGUGAGCAAGUACCAGCACUAUUCAAAAGUGAAGGAGCACAACCAUCUCAUCAUUUUACUCCUGAUUUGCAAAUCCCAUUCCAAAAACACUCACCACAAUCCAAAAAGAUGAAUGAUCAGCAGCAAAAUUCAAGGCACUUUAAUCUUCAACCACAAUCUCAACUCCACCUUGAACAGACUUUGGAGGCACAGUUAAAGCCUCAGCACUUAGAUCUUCCAUUUGAAGAUGACCAAUUCAUACAUUCACAAAUUUUGCCUCCAAUACUCCAGACACAGCCAAUACAACCACCACAGAAUUCACAAGUAACAAUGAACUCCACACAACAAAUAAAAACCACAAAAUUGCCACAAAUCUUUCCCCGGUCAAGCAACAGCCAAGAACAGCAAGGGGAAAGAACAUCCUUAAAUCACCUAAAAUUAGAAGAGUGCUUUGAAGAAGCAAGUAAUUACUUCAAAUCAGUUGAGUUCCCAGUACAAGUUCCCCAGACCAGAGUGGACCAUAUUUCAAAUACAGUCAACAAAAACUCCCAUUAUAAUCAGACAAAUGAUGUAAUGAAGCAUUCCUGCUCAAACAUGCACUUGGUUUCUGAGAAAAAGGAAGAUCCCAUAAACACAGACCUCUUAACUCAAAAUAUGUCUCGCAACUUGCAGCACAUGCAAUAUUAUCCAAAUAGUAUAACUCCUAAACAAGAUCUGCCCCAGGGCUUUCAGGAACAAAACCCUCCAUCUCCACCAACUUCAUUUCUACAGCUGCCCUUCCAGCAAACACAAGAAUACUGUAACAUGACUACCAACAUGAAUAGCUCACAAGCUAAUCAGAUUCAGCAAAGUUACUCAUCCUACAAUCAGCAAGCAGAUCAGAGUCAUGGCCACUGUCCUCCCUCCCAACCUCACAAAGAUUUUCAAAAGCAUGCUGCUAUUAGAUGGCAUAUCUUGAAUAAACAAGCUAACCAAAAUAAAUCUGAGUCAUGUCAAGCUAUGGGCUUCAAAUCUAUCAAAACUGAAACUGGCUCAAAGGUGAAUGCUUGCCUUCCUACACAGGUUGGACAGUUGGAAACCAAACCAUGGAAGAAAGCAAUUAAACAAGAGGUUCAGCACUUUGGAUGUGAGAACAUGCAACAAAGGAGUAUCAUUGAAACCAUGGAGCAGCAGUUGAAACAGAUUCAGGUCAAAACACCCUUUGAUCACAAGUCUCUUACUAUCAAAUCACCCAAACAUGUCAAAAUUGAGGCUGCGGGACCCAUUACAGUUCUGACAAGGAAUUUUAAUGGUGCAGAUUUCAACAGCCAUGCGGUCUCUUUAGAACAACAACCCAUUCAUUCUAACGAAAGAACACCAACCAAAAGAAGUGCUGGAACAGCCCUCAAUAAUUUCUUGGAAUCACCUUCUUCGUUACUAGAUACACCUUUAAAAAACUUGCUGGAUACACCAGUCAAAACUCAGUAUGAUUUUCCUUCAUGUAGCUGUGUGGAACAGAUAAUUGAAAAAGACGAGGGCCCUUUCUAUACUCACCUUGGAGCUGGUCCUAAUGUUGCUGCUAUUAGAGAAAUAAUGGAAGAAAGAUAUGGACAAAAAGGCAAAGCCAUCAGAAUAGAGAAAAUUGUCUACACAGGAAAAGAAGGCAGAAGUGCUCAAGGCUGCCCUAUAGCUAAAUGGGUGAUUCGUCGAAAUGGAACUGAAGAAAAACUUCUUUGUUUAGUGCGAGAACGUGCAGGCCACCACUGUGAAACAGCUGUGUUAGUUGUACUUAUCUUGGUGUGGGAAGGAAUACCUCAGAGCCUAGCAGACAAGCUGUACUCUGAAUUGUCUGACACUUUAAUGAAGUACGGGACACUCACAAAUCGGCGGUGUGCACUCAAUGAAGAACGAACCUGUGCAUGCCAAGGAUUAGACCCUGAAUCUUGUGGUGCUUCUUUUUCUUUUGGUUGUUCAUGGAGUAUGUACUAUAAUGGUUGCAAAUUUGCCAGAAGCAAGAUCCCAAGAAAGUUUAAACUAUUAGGUGACGAUCCAAAAGAGGAAGAAAAACUAGAAUCCAAUCUGCAAACUUUGUCAACUCUGAUGGCACCCACUUACAAGAAACUGGCACCUGAUGCCUAUAACAACCAGAUUGAAUAUGAACACAGAGCUCCUGAAUGUCGCCUGGGUUUAAAAGAAGGUCGUCCAUUCUCAGGGGUCACUGCCUGCCUGGAUUUUUGCGCUCAUGCUCAUAGAGACCUACACAAUAUGCAGAAUGGUAGUACAUUGGUCUGCACACUAACCAGAGAAGACAAUCGUGAAAUUGGCCAAACACCAGAAGAUGAACAAUUGCAUGUGCUACCCUUGUAUAAAAUAUCCAAUGUAGAUGAGUUUGGAAGCGCCGAAGGUCAGGAAGAAAAAAAGCGAAAUGGUAGCAUCCAGGUUCUUAGUUCUUUUCGACGAAAAGUAAGGAUGCUGGCUGAACCUGUAAAAACCUGUCGGCAAAAAAAGUUGGAAGCCAAGAAAGCAGCAACAGAGAAGCUGGCCUCCAUGGAAAAUGGGACUAACAAACAUGAGAGAGAAAAACCAGCCUCAGCACGUCAAAAGCAGGUCAAUGCAGAAGCAUCAGCUCAUAGCAAGCAAUUAGCAGAUCUUUUGCAUCUUUCAGGAUCAGCUGUGUCUCAACAGCAACUUUACCAACAUCCAUGCCAGGCUCUCCCUUCUAAACCUCAGUCAAAUCAUGGCAAUUUAUACUCUGCUUCUGAUCCUACCAAUCUCUAUAUGAGUCUGUCUAAUCCAGCUAAUCCAUAUUCAAACUCUACACUUCCUUCCAAUCCUUAUGGAGGAUCCAAUCCAAUGAAUAUCUACCAAACUUCAUCACAACCUACAGGAACUUAUUUGAAUUCUUCCAAUCUCAUAAAUCCCUAUUCUAUUCAUUUAGGUCAAAAUAACCAGUAUCCUCAUUAUCCAUGCAAUGGAAGCUUAUCAAUAGACAAUUGUUCUUAUUACAAUUCCUAUUCUGCUCAGACUCAGCAUAUGGACUUGUUUAGGUAUCAGAGCCAAGAUUCUCUGUCUAAACUAAGUCUACCUCCAAUACAUACGUUGUAUCAGCAUAGGAUUGCAAAUAAUCAGGACUUUGGGCACAGGUACUUGAAUUAUGGAAACCAAAAUGUGCCAGUAGAUGCUUUCAACAAAUGCACCUUUAGACCAAAUGUUCAUCAUGCAGGUUCUUUCCCAACUUACGCCCAGCAUGAGACUGAUAACCCUUUUAUGGACAUCACCUCCAGGCUGAAAUCUAAUCUAAAUAACCCAGGUGUGGACUUCAUGAAUAAAAAUGGUGAUCAUCUGUAUCCCCCAGCACACCUUGCCCAUGACUAUCAUAGCAUGUUCAAUGGCUCUUCUCAUUCACUCCAUCUCCAGAACAAGAAUAGUCAGGCAGCUAAUGGGCUGUCAAACCUCUUUCCAGAUUUUAACCAUAACAGAACUGCUUCCGAAGUAGGUGCAAAUAAAACAGAGGUGCUCAAUGCAGAGGAUCCUGAUGAUGUCUGGUCAGACAAUGAGCAGAGUUUUCUGGAUCCAGAAAUAGGUGGUGUUGCAGUGGCACCAUCCCAUGGAUCAAUCCUCAUAGAGUGUGCUAAACGUGAACUCCACGCUACAACCCCAUUGAAAAAUCCUAACAGGAAUCACCCUACAAGGAUAUCACUUGUCUUCUACCAACAUAAAAGUAUGAAUGAGCCAAAGCAUGGUCUGGCUUUGUGGGAGGCAAAAAUGGCUGAGAAGGCAAGAGAAAAAGAAGAGGACUGUGAGAAGUAUGGUCCAGAUUAUGUGCCUCAGAAAGUACAUGGCAAAAAAGUAAAACGGGAGCCUGCUGAAUUAAACGAGAACCUGGAACCAACCUAUUUUAGAUUUAUCAGGUCCCUUGCACAAAGGACGAUGUCUCUUACCACAAAUUCCACAGUAACUACAUCUCCAUAUGCCUUUACACGGGUUACAGGGCCUUAUAACAGAUAUAUAUAAAAGUCACCUUUGUUUAUUACCUCAUAAUUAUUCCCUUAGAUUAGAUUAGAUAGAGUCAGAGCAAGAUACAGUAUUUUUUUUCACUUGUCCUUGAGGAAAUCUUCUCCAUCCCAGCAAAAUAAAUAAUUUUACCACUGCAUAUAUUUGGAGAGCUGUCACAAGUAACAAUUCGAAACUAAAACCAAAGUAUCCUAUGCAAAAAUUAAGAAGACAUAACAACCAACUGGGACUGAAAUACUGCUAUUACUACUGGUAAAAAUAAAGACCAUAAUUUUAAAAAAUGAACAUCUGUAACCAUUUUGCUCAAGAGCAGAUGAAACAAGAAAGAGUUUUUGUUUUUAAUGGUGAAAAACUCUGUAGUAUUUCUUCUGCAGAAAAUUGAAGAUUCUGCUAGGUGCUCAACUGAUGCUAUACUGAAAUGCUUACUGGAAAUGUAGUUUUUAUCAUGGAACAUUUUGUUUGUUUUUUGUUUGGCUUUUGUUUUGGCUACAAUUUUAAUAUAAAUUAAUAUUAAUCAGGAUAGCUAUGCUUACAACAAAAGCACUGAAUUUGUUUUGGCUAUUCUAAAACAUGGUGCUAUAUACAAAAAUGGUGUCUACUGCAGCAUUUAGACAAGUUUUAAUGUCUUUUAUUAGCACUAGGUAGGAUAAAAAUAGAUCCUGCUCUCCUUAAUCCAUAAACAAAACCUUUACAUUUAUGUUGACAUCCGGUUUUUUAAAAAAUCAGCUACAACUCAUUGUUUAAAGCAUGGGUGUCCAACCAAUAAGCUAUGGGUUGGACACCCUUGUUUUAAAGCAUGGAAAUCUGGAUGAAACAAGGGCAAGAUCCAACAAAGCUAUCAUAUAAGCACUGCAGGUAGAAUGUGCCAGCUAGAAUAAUGAAAGCAAAAAGGCACCUUUUUAAACUAAGAAAACCUCGCCUAUUCAGGCCCAAAAGAAUUAAUCCUCACACUUCAAUGGUUGAAUAGUGGAACCAAGGGUAUCUUUCAAACAAACAAAGCUUAACCAUGGAUUAGUACUGGGGUAUGUAUCCAUUUUGGUUUAUCUACAGGAACAGUUGAAAUGUUAGGAUCAUGUGUUUGGCAUCCCAUGUUCUGUAGGUGCUAUAGAAUGUUUAUCUAUUUACAAAAUGCAACAUAAUUAAUUAACUUUAACAAAAAAGCUUCAGAUGACACAGUAAGUCUGGGUACGAUCAAGCUUUAUUUUGCCUGUUUCUGAUUUAGUUUUAUGUGAAUUAAUGAAAAUAAGCACAAGGAGGUUGGAAGAAUUUCAUGUCUUUUUAUCUUCUAGUUAAAUCAGUUCUAGUUUAUCAUGUCUAAAUAUAGGAGACCAUAGUUACAUUAAACCAUGAUUUGCUAAUAACUCAGAACUGGACCACAUUUUAUGAGCUGGGUUGAAAAGCUAUAUUUUAGGCACACUAGAAUUUCAUAAAAUGGAAUGCAAUUAUCCCUGAUUAAAUAUGUUGAAUACAUACUUCUAGUCUUCCUGUGGCAAGUUAUCCUAGUCAGUCAACUAAUCAGCUCGCCAGUCUAGGUCUACAUAUUUUCCUUAUUCUUUCAAAUGAUCAACCACAGUAAGAAUUUGUGUCUGAGUACAUGGUCUAUUUUUCCCAGCUCAAUUAAGAUUUUUUUUAAUAUAGCAAGUAUUACUAGCAAAUAAUAUUCUUUUUCAAGAUUAAUUCAGCUGGGACAUGAAUCAAAGCCUCUUGGUAACCAUAACAAGAUAAUGCUAAUGACUGCUACUUAUUUAAAAAGAGAUCCUUUCCCAUUCUGGGCUAACAUUUUGAGAAAUAUUUUCCUGGUGACUUAAUACCCCACAGAAUUGUAAAUCAGAAAAGAAACUGGUCUUCUUUUGUUUGGAUAAAGCUAUUGAAGAUAACCGUUUUAUCUUGAUUAUCAGGAAAAUGCAAAUAAGGCUUUCAUGCUGCAGCCCUCAAUUCUCAUUCUGCUACUUCUCCAUGCUAAAUAAGCUUUGUUGGAUCUCACCAGAAUUCAUUUCAUUUGGCAAAGAUCUGAUUAGGAGCAGCAAACAAUAGAAAAAUAUUUUGUGAAUGGUGCUUGAAAAGCUCUUUAGGUGGUGGUGUGGUGUUGCCACUGAAAACUAUUAUCUGGGUGCUAAAACUUUCCAGACAUUUACUGUAACAUUAAAAGAAACUUAUUUGAAUAAAUGUAUUUAGUAUAUACAUAUUAAAUUCAAUAUUACCCAGUAUCACUGGGAGUCAGGUAGCACAUACAUUUAAUAACUUAUUGUUACAAUGAUUAUUAAGAGUAAUCUGCAGUUAGAAUCAUAGUCUAAGAUUGGUGAAAACUUAUUAAUUCAAGACUUAAUGAAGAACUUAAGAAUUAUUAAGAUAAUACCUUAAGGAUGGAGCCAGUUUCAAGCAAGGUGGCUUUCUGUAAAAUUAAGAUAUUCAGGUUCAAUAAAUUCAAGGUUUCCAAAUAUUCAGUAAAUCCUUUAGAUAGGGCUGCAACGGCUCCAAUCAAGAUUGUUAUAACAGCGGAUUUCUUGUUCCAUAAAUGUUCAACUUCUACAAGCGUUCAAAAAAUUAUUAUUGUUGUUAUUCAAAUCUUUUGAUCUUUGGGGCAAAUUUAUAUAAGAUGAAAAGGGGAGAAGAUAUUUGUAACUGCAAACAGCAGGAGAAAGUUUUAAAGCCAAUUAUAGACACAAACUGAAACCAUUUCUCAAACACUCACUAAAAGAACAGAGAAAGAAUAAAUCUUUUAUUUACUCUGUUCAACCAGAGGUAACGGGAUUUUUAAAAAAUACAAGCUUCGUGUUUUGGUGCUCGUCUCACACAGGUAUAUUGUAAAUAUUAAUUUUAACUAUUUUAAUGAGAAGCUCUUUCCUGAAAUAGUACACAUUUUAAGUUUUUAAUAUAUAUAUAUGUCACAGACAAAAACGUGCUAAACUUGACCAUUUCAUCAUGAUUUUGAGCUAUUUUUUAAGGAUUCAUAGCAUUCUACAGAUGAUGGUUACUGCUUUAUUUAAUCAUGGAUUAUUUAUGUUAUGGUAUAUGGCACUGCUCAGUGUAAUGUGCCCAUAUUUUCUAGGAAAUGUUGAGAAGAGUCAACACAAAGAAAUACAGGGUUGUACUGUAGGAAGUUAGGGGCUUGGGGAGAAUACAGUAGAGGCAGCUGGCUUGCUGUGAUGGUUUUUAAUUUGGUAGUUUGUAUAAAAGUAUAAGCAAAACAGAUGUAUAGUAACUUGUAAACAAUUUUAAAGCAAUGUUUUAGUAUUUUAAUAAUGUAUAAAUAUAUAAAUAUAUAUUAUAUAUCUAUAUAUAUAUAUCUAUAUAUGGAUUUGGAACUGAAUUCACAUCAUGGUGCUACUUGGCCUGUUCUCUAAAAAAAGUGUGCUAAAACUAUGUUCAAAUUAUGUUUGAAUGAUGUUCCUACUUGCCAUAUACCUCAACUUUACUUGGCAGUAGGAUUUUAAAUGGAGAUAUAUUAGAUAUCAUGUUCCCCUGAUUUUCUGCUUCGCUAAUAUUUGGGAAAAAGAAAUUCUCACUACUUGAUAGCAAGUGUAACUUGAAUUUUAACACAUAGUUUUGUUCUAAAAAUUCAGGGAUAUAUCCUCUCACAAUUUCCUUAGUAAGCCAAUGUAUCAUCUGUGUAUGUGUAUGUAAAAUUUUAUUGUACAGAUUGAUAAAUAUUAUUGUUGAACCCUUUUUUAAAAUUGUACUUUAUUUUUGAGAAUCUUAACUGUUUUUUAAUUCUGCUUCUAACUUUUACUUGUAAAUGUAUUGAUGGCAAAUUUUGCGGAGUAAAUCCAUUUCUUCUUUUUUAUGACAAUGGAAGUGCAUUUUUAAUAUUGUAAACUCUGUUUGAGGUUUCUUAUUUUACAUCCUCGCUCUUUGCAUGUUACAUAUAAAAUAAGUCAUAGAUUGCACUGAGCUGACAAGAGGACAAAAUAGGUAUUUGGCAGCUGACCAUUUGCAAGAAGGUUUUGCCUUUCCCAAAUUCUAUAAAUAUGUUUUCACCUGUGAUUGCUGUUUUAUUUUAUGGGCUUUCAAGCCAGAGUUUAAAGAACAGAGAGAUUCAUGGAGAAAAGACUGCAAGAAAAGACUACCAGCCAUGACAAUUGUAGACUAUCUUUAGAAUUGAAGGCAGCAUAUCUCUCAAUAUUAGUUGUUGAGACACAACAUUUGAGAAAGAAGUAUAGUAUUUGUAUUCUGUAUGCAAUAUUUUGCAUCCUGUUGGCUACUGUAAGAAAAGCAUGCAGGACUUGUUAACGUUUAGUCUAGCCCAGUUGGUCUUACAUUAGGCAUAGGCAUUUCUAAAGUAUGGCAGUGCAAUAUAUAUACAUACAUAAGAAUGUAAUUGUAUGUAAAGGCCCUGAUUCUGAAACAAGUUACUCGUAUUUUUUUCACUCACUAUCAAAGGUACAUGGGCAUACCAUAUCUGGGCUGCACAAAUCAGAAUAAUCGCUACAUGUCAGCAAGAGGUUUUCUGCCUGUCCUUGCUUCCAUUCAGUAAAUUAUUUUGUCAUCCAGACUUUUGCAACCCAGCUACAGCAUGCCUAAGGGAACCCAGUGCCCUUUGGAUAUUGCUGAGCUUCCACCUAAAGCAGUUGUAGAGCAGCAAAAUCUGGAGAUGUUCCUCACCCUUGUUUUACACAAUUAAUUUGCCAAUGAUAUCAGUGGAAUUAUCAAAUUGCAUCAAGAGUAACCUUUGCAGGACCAAUGCCUUCUCUUUGUUUUUUUCUUUGAGUUUUAUCUAAUUAUAAUUCUUAAUCAAGUAUGUCAUGAUCAAGCAUAUGCAGUGCUACAACUACAUGAAUCCACUGCUCUCACUUUAAAUAUAUUAAUUAUAUCUUACACAGUCACCCCAAACUGAAGCUCUGAGGUACAUGUACAGUAGAUGCCUUGGUAUGGGCAAGGGCUGUUACAUUUUGAAAUAAUGUCCAUGAGGAAACUUCCUUCCUUUGAAUAAACCAGAAUUCUCUCUUCACUGUUGUAUAAAUGUAUAAUGGAUUGGAAGACUUGUCUAUCAAGUUAAUUGAACUUUAAUUAUUUUUUACAUGGGUCUAUCUGACUUAAAGCAAUGUUGAUUAAAAUACAAACCCAAACAAUACAGGCAGUCCUUUAGUUAUCAACUGCUUUGUUUAGCAAUCAUUCAAAACUGCAAUGAUUGGUAAACAUCCUCCCAUUUACAGCCAUUGAAGCAUCCAUGCAAUAGGUGCUGUUCAGGUGCUUCAAAACCAGCAUGCAUUUCUGACUGUUGCAGCAUCCCACAGUCUCAUGAUUGUCAUUUGCGAGCUUCACAACUGACUUCCACCACUGCAUUUACAGAGAAUGUGGAAGUGAAGUUGCCAAGUCACAAUUACAAGAUGUCUCUCUGAACAACUACAACUAUUCACUUGGUUCUAAGUUGGCAUGGCAGCAUGGUUCUUAGUGACUGCAAUGCUUAGAGACAGAGUUGCCAGACCCAAUUGUCAUUGGUAAGCAAGGACACACCUCUAUAUGAUAGGCAGCUUUGCAAUUUUUCCUACCUUGUGCAAAACAAUUUAUGUACUCUUGUCACUGGUAGAUUCUACAUAAUUUCACGUUCAUCAUAAGUGGAAACACAUUGUGUAAUUUAGCAUCAUUUUCGGGAUGCAGUGGUCAACUCCAAGUAUAGUGCAACCUGUGCAUGCCCAAAGAUAUCUACAAGGGCAUCUUUGUGUCUUCCCUUGCCAAAUUGCUUACAAACAGAAGACAACUUCAUUGAGGAUGAGAUGUCAGGGUGAGGAGGAGAAAUGUAUCCUGUGAAUGAAAAUUGUGAUACUAAUGAAAACUUGCAUAAGAGUGAGACGGAAAGACAAAGCAAAUACAGCGUAGCUUGUAUAGGAUUAUCAGGUUGAUUAUAGCCAUACUUGAAAUGUUUCUGAGUGGUGUCAACUCUACUUGAAUGAUUGUUUUCUUCAACUUGAUUAAUGUGCAGCAGCAUUAAGGUUCACUGUUAAACAUAGUGGCUAUCUUUUAUAGAGAAACUCCCAACAGUUUGACACUAAGAUUAUUGACUUUUUUAUGUGUGCAUUUCUAAGUUUAUGUUCUGCUGUUUGGGUAUUUGUUUGGUUUACUCUCACUUAAAUUUUAUUUUGUCCAUUAAAAAUCUGAGAAUGGUUAUAAAUAUUGUAAGUAUUGUAAUGAAUGCAGGUUAUUUGAAAAGCUGUUUUAUUAUAUCAUUCCUGAUAAUGCUGAAAUGUGGGUGUUUUUAAUAAAAUUUAUAUUUAUUUAAUGCA
This is a messenger RNA of Pantherophis guttatus, 12821 nucleotides long. RefSeq names its product tet methylcytosine dioxygenase 2 (gene TET2). Gene Ontology annotation, molecular function: DNA 5-methylcytosine dioxygenase activity. Gene Ontology annotation, cellular component: nucleus. The record is from RefSeq and is a predicted model, not a curated record. Lineage: Eukaryota; Metazoa; Chordata; Lepidosauria; Squamata; Colubridae. Gene Ontology annotation, biological process: myeloid cell differentiation; chromosomal 5-methylcytosine DNA demethylation, oxidation pathway; positive regulation of transcription by RNA polymerase II.